Molecule: messenger RNA, 945 nt
Organism: Helianthus annuus (common sunflower)
Lineage: Eukaryota; Viridiplantae; Streptophyta; Magnoliopsida; Asterales; Asteraceae
Product: actin-depolymerizing factor 2
Exons: 3
Coding region: 242-661 (139 amino acids)
Biological process (GO): actin filament depolymerization
Cellular component (GO): actin cytoskeleton; cytoplasm
Molecular function (GO): actin filament binding
Source: RefSeq, a predicted model, not a curated record
ACUCACAAAAAUAAUAAUUGAGAUAUUUUAAAGAUGAGAAAUAAGGGUAACCACCAAUAUAUAUCAACCCCCUCGAAUCUCUCUGUUUAUUAUCUUCCUGCGCACUCCCAAAAGUCUUUUCCAUCACCACCUUCAUCUCUCUCUCUCUAAAACACCAAACUCUCUUCCCAAAUUCACUUUCUCUCUCUAGAUUCCGUUGUUUAACUGCACCGAUCUUCUCCGAUCAACCGUCUCCGGCGCCAUGGCUAACGCUGCAUCUGGGAUGGCUGUGCAUGAUGAAUGCAAACUUAAAUUCUUGGAACUCAAGGCAAAAAGAACCUUCCGUUAUAUAAUAUUCAAGAUCGAGGAGAAACAAAAGGAAGUCAUUGUGGAAAAAGUCGGCGACCCAACUCAAAGCCAUGCAGAUUUAGCUGCUGAUCUACCUACUGCUGAGUGCCGUUAUGCUGUCUUUGACUAUGACUUCGUCACCGAAGAGAAUUGCCAAAAAAGCAGGAUCUUUUUCAUUGCCUGGUCUCCAGAUACCGCAAGGGUGAGAAACAAAAUGAUUUACGCUAGCUCCAAGGAUCGAUUCAAGAGGGAACUUGAUGGAAUUCAGGUGGAGCUUCAAGCAACGGACCCCACCGAGAUGGAUCUUGAUGUUUUCAAAAGCCGGGCCAAUUAAUUAAAUUAAAUUAAUUCGGAAGUGCUAUUAUAUUAUCAAUCAAUUUCCUUGUUGCUCAAGAGAGAGGUUAAUCGCUUGUGGGGUAUGUGUUGUUCCUUUAAGCUUCCUAUGAUAUGUUUCUGGUUUGUCGUUGAAGUGAAACUGCUACUUUCGUUUCGUUUUCUAUCUACCUUGCAAAUUCAGUGAUCUUGAGCAAAUAUUUUGUUAUGUUAUGUGAAAAACUUAUGACAGAUCUACUGGGAUAUUCAUAAUAUCACGUUAUCGCCUUUUGGUUUGUUGUGUAA